AUGGUCGCAACUCCUUCACCUCCUGCUCCUACCGUUAGUAUCAAUAGCAAUAGCAACAACAACAACAAUAACAACAACAACAACAACAACAAUAGCAACAGCACCGACCAGCCACAUGCGUCCACCCCACGUGCCUCGUGCACAUGGGACCACCACAGCGAGUGCCGAAAGCCACGCUCGUGUGCUGACUGUCUCAACGUGCAGCUACCAAAUGACGUCUGCACGGUCAAUCCCAAUGGCGCCUGCGUCAGCCAAAGCACAUACGACGCGUACCUGGCCGACCGGUUCUACUACGCGCCUUUGCAGCGCUACUUUUCCUCGAGUGACUAUCGCUACUGCCACGUGAGUGACGCCGUCUGUGUCACGUGUCGCAAGCACUGGAAGCAGCUGGAUCCGAGGCAUUUGAGUAACCCGGAUGCCCAGUUCCCGUUCUUUUGUACGGGGCACAAUGGCUGCGUGUGCAUUGCCAAUUGUGAGGCACCCAAUUGGCACGACGUUGUGGUCGAGUCCCAGUGUGCAGGCGGUACUCGUGACAUCCGUCAGGUGCCGUUCUCACUGAACGAAGAAACGGCAUUGUCCAUGCCACUGCGCGUGGCAAUCUCGAUUGUUGCAGGUCUCGCUCUAGUACUGCUGCUAUUGUUUGUAACGUGGGGCGUGCGUCGGCUGUUGAAAUGCCGAGGUAGCGAACGGUUUGUUGCUCAUCGAGGCCACAGGCAAAGACCACGACGAGCGAGACUGCAGCUUUCGUUGACUGGAUGGAAAUCGCUGAACCAAAGUCUCAUUGAUGCAGAGGGACAGAGCUGUGGUAAUGGUCAACCAAGGACGCCGUUGCGCACGUGUGAAGGCGGGCUGGUCCAAGUAAAGAGUGCAUAUACCACGGAGACGACCGAUGGGGAGAGUGCGGAUGAUUAUGUGGAGGUGCGUGAAGAGAUGGGGUCGUGCGGACAAUGUUCGUCGCAACGCGAGAGAACGGAAUUGUAG
Molecule: messenger RNA, 981 nt
Organism: Hyaloperonospora brassicae
Lineage: Eukaryota; Oomycota; Peronosporomycetes; Peronosporales; Peronosporaceae
Source: the annotation of a GenBank genome assembly